This is a messenger RNA of Gopherus flavomarginatus (Mexican gopher tortoise), 1265 nucleotides long. RefSeq names its product serine racemase (gene SRR). Gene Ontology annotation, molecular function: serine racemase activity; pyridoxal phosphate binding; magnesium ion binding. The coding region runs from base 129 to 1142 and encodes 337 amino acids. The record is from RefSeq and is a predicted model, not a curated record. The transcript is spliced from 8 exons. Gene Ontology annotation, biological process: D-serine biosynthetic process; L-serine metabolic process; pyruvate biosynthetic process. Lineage: Eukaryota; Metazoa; Chordata; Testudines; Testudinidae.
CAGCGCCGCUCACCCUAUCCCGGGCCGCCGCGGGGACUGACUGACGGGAGCUCAGAGGUCCCAGUCCGACAGCGCCGGGACCAGGCCGCAGAGCGCUGGCGAGAGCGGCCCGGGCCAGCUUAUGGAACAUGUCCUCUCCGUACUGCAUCUCACUGGCAGAUGUUGAAGCUGCACAGUCAAGUCUCCAUGGUCUUAUCCACCUCACCCCCAUCCUAACCAGUUCCAGCCUAGACAAGUUAGCCGGCCACAGACUCUUCUUCAAGUGUGAGCUCUUCCAGAAGACUGGUUCCUUUAAGAUCCGAGGCGCACUGAAUGCUGUCAGAAGUCUGGUUCGUGCAGCCCAGGGUGACAGAGAGCAGCCCAAGGCUGUUGUGACACACAGUAGUGGAAACCAUGGCCAAGCUCUUGCCUUUGCAGCUAAAGUGGAAGGGAUUCCUGCCUAUGUCGUGGUGCCUCACACAGCGCCACUCUGUAAGAAAGCUGCCAUCUGCUCCUAUGGAGCCAGGCUGAUAUUAUGUGAGCCCACUGACGAGUCCCGAAUGGAGGUGGCAGCUCGGACAGUUCAGGAGAAGGAAGGUGUGAUGGUGCACCCCAAUCAGGAUCCUGCUGUGAUUGCAGGCCAAGGCACUAUAGCACUGGAGGUACUGCAGCAGGUACCCCAAGUGAAUGCACUGGUGGUUCCCGUUGGAGGAGGAGGAAUGGUUGCUGGAAUAGCAGUGGCUGUCAAGGCUUUGAGACCAGACAUAAGAGUGUAUGCUGCUGAACCAUGCAAUGCAGAUGACUGCUACAGGUCAAAGGUGACAGGGGAACUCACCCCCAACCGCCACCCCCCUGACACCAUAGCAGACAGUGUUAAAACCAGCAUUGGACCGAACACCUGGCCUAUCAUUAAGGAUUUGGUGGAUGAUGUGCUGACAGUCACAGAAGAGGAGAUCCAGCAAGCAACACAGCUGGUGUGGGAGAGGAUGAAGCUGCUUAUUGAGCCAACAGCUGGAGUGGGAGUGGCUGCUGUGCUCUCUGAGCAGUUCCGCUCAGUCUCCCAGGAAGUGAAGAACAUUUGCAUUGUACUGUGUGGAGGAAACAUAGACCUAGGUUCCCUGGCCUGGCUCAGCCCACCUGGCAAAGAGGCAAAUGGAAAUUGAUCAGCCUUGAGAGCCACUUCUCCAAGGAGUGAGGAACUGGGCUGUUUCUUAGAGCCUGGUGCUGUGUUUGCACAGUGGGGCCUCUAGGAGUUACUGUAAUAAUAAAAAACAACAUGAGCAAAA